GGCUGUGAGAAAGAUGAAUUCUCGCAACACUUUCCCGGCAGACACAACUCAAUGGGGUAUGGGCGUUAAUUAAAUGGAAAGACAUCUUCCACAAAUAAACAGUGAAAUGGGCAGCCAGCACAGCUCCUCCAAACAAAACGUACCGGGGGGAAAAUGACGAGAAGCUCUUUUGCGUUCGUGUGCGGAACACCCGCCGACGCUACUGGGCACACAGACCCAGAGGCAAAAUAUUUCGCGCGGUGACUUCGUCGGCCUGGCAGUUAGUCAAGAGUGGAGAGGCUCAGCGGAUAGUCUCACGGAGUUAAGCUGGGUGAGCCAGCAAAUAUUAAAACUUUAUAUUUGUGUAGUUAUUUCAAAGAUACUCGCGACUGGUGCUUUUCGUGUGUGAAGAAGCAAAAAAGAAAAAAAUAAGAGCUAAUAAUUAUUAAAUUCUGACUUGUGUGACGACGUAUGAAAUUCCUCUGUUGCGCGAAAAAGUGGACACACUGGUGCGGAAGUUGAAUACGUAGCCAGAUGGUUUGAGGAGACUUGUGACAUUGAUUUAUCCUAAAAGUUCAAAGAUUCUUUUCUCAAGUUGUGCAGUGAGAAAAAAAAUCUCAAAAGGUGAUUUUUUUAGAACGCAAAAUAGUGCAACGAUUUAGUGUUAAAUGAGAGAGUGAGAGACAAUUUAGCUCAACCGAGUGUAUGCAAAAAUAGUUGUACGUGAUUGCCGUGGAUGAGAGUUUAAUAAGAAAAGUGAUUCAUGUCAUUGAAAACUUCCAGCAGAGUGAGGGAAGAAGGUGGAAGCACACAAGAGCAUCACAUCGUAUAGUAUAUUUUGGUGAAUGAGAAAAACGUGUGGCACCAGAGUUGAGUGUGACAAAGAAGUUUAUGCGUGAAACUCCCAUAGUGGUCUUCACAUUCUCUCAUGAGACAUCUGUGUGUUGUUUUGAGGUGGAGAUGAGUUGAAAAAUAUUCAUUUGCAAAACAGAGACAGAGAGGACGUGUGAUACGACAUUUACAAGAUAUUUUUCCUCUCCCAAAAGAGUGUUGAGUGACAAAUUGGGGAGAAUGUGGCGUGAAUGAUGUUCACGUAUAGCAGUGAUAAGAAAUCCUCGACGAACAAUUGGUUCUCGUCGCUGAGGCGCCAACCAAAGAGCCACACCAAGGACACUAAGGAUGCCAAGAAAUUGCAAAAGAGUUGUGUUGAUUUAACUGCCCAUCAGAAGAGUGAAGUCACCCACCAGGGGAACCCGCAGCAGCAGCAGGAUGUCCAUCAAGUUACGCGAACUGUGACAGAAUCGAGGGAUGUUGUGGUGGAUAGGAGAGCAGGUGGCCGUACCGAAAGAACGGAAGAGAGGAAAGUGGUGAAAGUGACCACGAGAACUGUGAUAAAGCAGCGUGUGGAUUUCGAUAAUUGGAGCCGCGACAGACGGGGGCUUGUCUUUGAUGACAAUGGUCGAGUACUAAAUUUGGCUAGACGUUUGAUUGAUAAUGAGGAGAAUCUUCAGUUCAUCGAUGACGCUGAUGUGACUAAAGUGAAAUACAAUCACAUUAGAGACCAAAAGCAAAUUAAGGAUGAACUGUGUGAGGUGGUGUCAGAGAUGGAGUCUCUGGACUCGCAGGAAGACUGCAAAUAUUCCAAUAAGGAUAAACAAAUGUCAAUCGGACGGAAGAAGUUUAAUAUGGAUCCAAAGAAGGGGAUUGAGUAUUUGCGUGAGAAUCAUCUAAUACGCAUGGAUCCGCAGGAUGUUGCGUACUUCUUGUACAAAGGGGAAGGGCUAAAUAAGACAGCAAUUGGGGAUUAUCUGGGAGAGAAAAAUGACUUCAACGAGCAAGUAUUAAAGGCAUUCGUCGAACUGCAUGACUUCACCAAUUUGAUUCUGGUACAAGCUUUAAGACAAUUCCUCUGGUCGUUCCGAUUGCCGGGCGAAGCACAGAAGAUCGAUAGAAUGAUGGAGUGCUUCGCCCAGCGCUACUGCCAGCUAAAUCCGGACAUUUUUACAAACACCGACACUUGCUACGUCCUCAGUUUUGCCAUCAUCAUGCUCAAUACGUCGCUGCACAAUCCAUCUGUGAAGGAUAAGCCGAGCAUUGAGCAAUUCAUCUCAAUGAAUCGCGGUAUAAACAAUGGGGGUGACCUACCGCGGGAGCUCCUUGAAUCUCUCUACGAGAGCAUACGAACGGAGCCCUUUAAGAUCCCGCAAGAUGAUGGGAAUGAUCUCAUGCAUACAUUCUUCAAUCCCGACAAAGAGGGGUGGCUGUGGAAGCAGGGUGGACGCUACAAAUCCUGGAAGAGACGAUGGUUCAUCCUCAAUGACAACUGCUUGUACUAUUUUGAGUACACAACAGACAAGGAGCCACGCGGAAUUAUUCCACUUGAGAAUAUUUCCGUCCGUGAGAUCAGUGAUCGCAAUAAGCCACAUUGCUUUGAGCUCUACGCAUGCGGGGGAGCUGACAUUAUCAAGGCUUGUAAAACAGAUUCCGAGGGAAAGGUCAGGACUUUCGUAGUUUUAUUCUUUUGUUCUAAGAUGAUUCAUCAAUUGGUGCAAAUUGUCGGUGAUUUUGCACAAGAAAAAAAAGUUUUGAAGAGGGUUUCACUCAUCAAUUCCCCCAGAGAGAGUUCAAGGAAGAUCAAGUGGAGAAUUGAAAGCUCGCCCCGUAAGCAGUUGCAUGCAAUACGCUCUGAUAUAAUCAUACCAUGGUCUAUUGAACGCAAAAUUAUUGUUAAUUGUUACUAAAAUGCCUGAGAUAUUUGCGAGAUUGUGUAGCACAGUAGUGAGUUAUAUGUACGUACACUUAUCGAGACAGUAGCUUUUCAAAGUUACCUAAUCAGCUGAUAAAUGUUCCAACAAAGCACUUGUGCAAGGGAAUAUUCGUGCUCCAAUUGAAGCUACAAAAUGAUAUUAAGAUGCCAUUCGUGUGACAAAGCGGCGAAUUAAUUUAUCUAAAAGUUAUCUCUCUGUACGAUAAGGGGAAAACGAUGAGGGAAUUCGCAGAUUAAUUAUUGCAGCAGGUUGAGAGAGAAAUUGCAAGGGAAUGAACUUGAAUUUAUUAUCUAACAAUAUUAAUAUUAUUAGUCUAUGGCUCAUUUAAAUGUUUGAUUAGUAAAUACGGGAAACAAAGCAGAAACGGCCAUUAAUAUAUUGUUAAAUAUUUAAUCAGGCGAAUUUUUUGAAGAUGAUAGUCUCUUUGUAAUUUGUUUGAUGGAAAUUAAAAGAAAAAAUAGCAAAAAGUAGAUCUUGGAUAAGAAUUUUAUCGAAACUAAUCAUUAGCAAUAAGGUUUCAAGGCGAAUUCAUUAGUUAAUUUAUUUUUAAUUGAUAUACUUUGCCAAAGUAUAGCUAAAAAUAUAAAUCUGAACAUGUUCUAAAGCGAUGAAGAAAAAAUUAUAUUUAUAAGCUUGAAAAUGUUGUAUCUUAAGGAGAUUUUUUUUAUUAAAGAGCUUAUAGCAAUCUUUAAUGAAUAUCAAGUAUCUAAUGAUAAGAUCUAUAAAGCUUUAGUGUGUAUUAGCGUGAGAAAAUAAUGUAAAAUAUUGCGGAAUUAUUCCUAAACGAUUCGAACGAUUUAAUAGUUUUCUAGUAGAGUAAUUUAUUUCAGAUAGUUUUUCUAUUUUAUUCUAAGAAGUUAAUUUAUUAAAUCUAUCUAAACUGGAAGAAAAACACACUUUUUAAAACGAAGACGAAUUUUCUUUCUAGUGGAUAGAUCUCAUACGAACUUUAAAAAACUAUAACGUCUUGGAGCUUAAAAGACAAUUAAUAAAUAGACAAAAUCUGAUAAUUUCUCUUACAUUUCACAGUUGUGAAGAUAAUGAAUUUUAAAAAAUCUUUCAAUUUCUGGUAUUCAUACACAAUUUAGAAGAAAAAAAAAGAUAUCGAUGCGAGGGCUACAUUGUAAAAACGGCUAAGUCAUUUCGGAGCUCGUACAGGUUUUACAAUGUAGCCCUCGCGAAGUUUAUUACAUAAAAUGGAAGAUUUUGUCGAACAAAGUCGUUUCUGAACGAAUCCCAAAGUCUAAAAGGGUCACAAAUAAACAAGAUACUAAAAAAUAAAAUUGUUACUGAAAUAGAAAAUGUUCCAUGUUAAACCGGACUGAUCCCUUUAACCGAAAUGAGUAGGACGCUCUGUCCUUCCGUGAGUUUCAACCAAAGAUCCGUGGAUCAGUCUAAAUGAAUCCUUACAAUUUUAGCUAGAUCUUUCCAGUAAAAUUAAGUUCUUGGUAAAGUUCUGGUUUAUCUUUUAUCAAUUUGAUAAACUAGGACUUUACUAAGAAUUCUUUUCGAUUCGAAAGCUUUAGCUAAAAUUGUAAGGACUAAUGAGGACUGAUCCAUCGGUCUUUGCUGGAUAUUUUGGAAGAGCAAAGUGACCUUCUCUAAUCAAACAUAGACAAGAAGAAAAGUUUCUGGAAGUUUUAGCAAAUUAUUAAAUUGAUUUGGAUCCAGCUUUGUUUAGUUCACAAAAUAUUGGGUAGGUUUUUGGAAAAGCUAACCCAGAAAAAUUGGAAUAAAUCCAAUUAAGUAAAUAAAUAUUUCUAGAACCUUUUACAUGAAAUUUCAAUAUUUUGCUUGAGAUUUGAUCAUUCAAAAAAUUCUUGAGCAUAUCUGGGUUAAUACUUUGAUUCUCCUUGUUUUCUUAAGAAGAAUACAAAGUAAUAGUAUUAUUCAUUACCAUUCAAAUGAAAGUUCUUUGAAAUUUUGCUUUUAAAACAACAAACAAGCAUUAUAUAGCAUGAAAACUUACUCUACUUUCUAAGAACUUUCUACCUCCAAACUUGAGAGCAAUUUGUAUGUUUAUUUUUCAAUUCAAUUGCUCCACUUCGUUUAGUAUCAUCGUUAUAUUAUUUUAAUAAUUGGAAUAAAUCAAUUCUUCGAGAGUAUUCUCUCAGUGAGAGGUUUAAUGCAAAAUUUCUUGCAACGAAUUCUAUAUUAUUUGUGUAAUAAUAAGUUUCAAGAUGCUUAAGAGGAAUUCUUCAUACUUUCCAUGCAGAGUAUGUGUUUAUUGAGGAAAAUGAUGAAAAAGGCUUUAAAUACGUGGAGUUUCUUCUUCUAAAUCUAAUUGAAAUGUUGUUGUUUAGAGAUGAAAGAAGAUUUUAUACGGUUUGUUUUCCCAAGUUCCACGAGUUUUGCGUUUGAUAGAAUUUAACUGAAUAAUUGCGUAUGUAGGAAUAUGACUUUGGGAAAGUGAAUUGAAGGAGAGUUCUCUUCCUAUGUACAUUUAGGGGAAGAGGUGGAAGAAAGUGAAAUCCUCAAGCUACAGAAA
This is a messenger RNA of Lutzomyia longipalpis, 5235 nucleotides long. It is a transcript of the gene step, whose product is annotated as cytohesin-1. Gene Ontology annotation, molecular function: guanyl-nucleotide exchange factor activity. NCBI's taxonomy places the organism in Eukaryota, Metazoa, Arthropoda, Insecta, Diptera, Psychodidae. The transcript is spliced from 5 exons. Gene Ontology annotation, biological process: regulation of ARF protein signal transduction. The record is from RefSeq and is a predicted model, not a curated record. The coding region runs from base 1062 to 2720 and encodes 552 amino acids.